Molecule: messenger RNA, 3664 nt
Organism: Papilio machaon (common yellow swallowtail)
Lineage: Eukaryota; Metazoa; Arthropoda; Insecta; Lepidoptera; Papilionidae
Product: mucin-5AC
Exons: 20
Coding region: 245-3649 (1134 amino acids)
Biological process (GO): chitin catabolic process; carbohydrate metabolic process
Cellular component (GO): extracellular region
Molecular function (GO): chitinase activity; chitin binding
Source: RefSeq, a predicted model, not a curated record
UGUGGCGCGUAGUCCAUGCGAGUUGACGUUUCCCGCCAAAGCGCUUUUUGAACUUCGAACGCGAUUAACUUUUUAAAAUUAAAAGGCGCGCGUGUCAACCAGUGUCAGCAUUCGCUGUAUCAAAAGUUGCAUUUUAUACGGCACGUGUUGUGAAAUGUGUGUUAUAAACUUUUCGUUGUGAAAAAAGACAUUUCGCAAAUUUGUUUUAUUUUUUUUAAAUUUAAUGUUUGACUAAAAAUAAAUCAUGGGAGUUAUUGAUAGGAGAAAGUGUUUAUCACACAUAAAUAUGGAUAUGACGAUAUGGUUACCAUUGGUGUUGGCUGUUAUCACAUUCGCAACUCCAGUUUUAUCAGCGGAACCCCGAGUGGUAUGCUACUACACUAACUGGUCGGUGUACCGACCGGGUACAGCGCGCUUCAACCCCCAGAACAUCAACCCCUAUCUCUGCACGCACUUGGUCUAUGCCUUUGGCGGAUUCACCAAAGACAAUACACUUAAACCCUUCGAUAAAUAUCAGGAUAUUGAAAAAGGUGGAUACGCCAAAUUUACGGGCUUAAAAACCUACAACAAGAAUCUGAAGACAAUGCUGGCCAUCGGCGGUUGGAACGAAGGCUCUAGCAGAUUUUCCCCCAUGGUCGCUUCCAGGGAUCGGCGGAAGGAGUUUGUAAGGAAUGCUAUUAAGUUUCUCAGACAAAAUCACUUCGAUGGACUCGAUCUUGAUUGGGAAUAUCCGGCGUUCAGAGACGGCGGCAAACCGAAAGACAGAGAGAACUACGCGAAACUUGUCAAGGAAUUGAGAGAAGAAUUCGAAAGGGAAUCGGAGAAGACUGGCAAACCUCGUCUACUGCUCACCAUGGCUGUACCAGCUGGCAUAGAGUAUAUAGAGAAAGGAUUCGAUAUAGAAACUUUAAACAAAUACUUGGACUGGAUGAACUUACUGUCUUACGACUACCACUCGGCGUUCGAGCCAGCCGUCAACCACCACGCGCCACUCUAUCCGCUCGAAGAGCCCAACGAGUACAGCGUCGAUAACGAGCUUAAUAUCGAUUACACGAUAAAAUUCUAUCUGGAGAAUGGUGCGGACCCCAAAAAGCUUGUGCUCGGUAUACCGACGUACGGACGCUCCUACACGUUGUUCAACCCUGAUGCGGUCGAGAUCGGCUCCCCCGCUGACGGUCCCGGGGAACAGGGGGAUGCGACCAGAGAGAAAGGAUACUUGGCAUACUACGAGAUAUGCGAAGCUCUUAAGCCGAAGCAGAAGAAGCGUAGUAUUAGUUCUGACUCAGAAGAAUACUCAGAUGAAGAAGAGGAAGAGGAGGAAGAAUGGACGGUGAUGCAUCCCAACCCCACCGCCAUGGGUCCCGUCGCCUUCAAGGGCAACCAGUGGGUCGGCUACGAUGACAUCGACAUUGUCAAGAAGAAAGCAGAAUACGUCGCUGAAAAUGGACUAGGAGGCAUUAUGUUCUGGUCAAUCGAUAACGAUGACUUCCGCGGUAACUGCCACGGCAAGCCCUACCCGCUCAUAGAAGCGGCCAAGGAGUCAUACAUUCAAAAACUUGGGUCGACAGAUAACACUAUUGUGUCGGAGAGGCCAAAGUCACGCAAGUCCGGAAGUAAGUCUGGCAGAAGGAACAAACGACCUCGCACCACCUCAACCACCACCACAACUACUACAACUACUGAGGAACCAUCUACAAGGAGCAACAAGCGUAAGAGCGGAUCAGCUACGAGUACGACUCCUGCCUGGAACGUCAUCACUCCUGAACCACCUACAACUCCUGACCCUGGUUCAGACUUCAAGUGCACAGACGAAGGUUUCUUCCCGCAUCCGCGUGACUGCAAGAAGUACUUCUGGUGCCUCGACUCCGGCCCAUCCGACCUUGGCAUCGUCGCUCACCAGUUCACUUGCCCUUCAGGUCUAUACUUCAACAAGGCGGCAGAUUCUUGUGAUUUUGCACGCAACGUGCUUUGCAAAGUGUCAGCGGCUACAACUAAGGCUCCCACUAAAGCGCCUACCACUAGGACCACGGUCACCACAACUACAACGACCACAACACGGAAGCCUUUAAGGAUCAGCACGCGCAACUCAUUGCUGUUUAGAACAUCCACUACACCCGCACCUCAGGAGGAAGAAUACGAAGACGAGGACGACGAAGAUAACACAGCGGAUGACGCAGAAGAUCCUAAAGUUAUCAAGGAACUAAUCGAUUUAAUUAGGAAAGUCGGUGGCGUGGAACAACUAGAGAAGCAGCUCGGUUUAUCAGAAACAUCCAUCAGCACCAGCAGUGAUGUAGCAACAAGCACGCCCUCUUCUUUCAACAAAAAACUUUACCAGAAAGUCUUGGAACGGGCCCGUGGAAGGGGCAAAUUUAACACAAAUGGUGUUACUGGCAGUCAAUCACAAAACAGUCGCAGCGGACCGCAGAACGAAGGCCUCCAGCCAACCGCAGACCAAGAUCGAUUACUGAAAAAAGAUAGACCGCAAUACGUAACAAUUAAUCGAUCUCGUCCACCCACUUCGGUGACCACUGCGAACUCUUUAGAGAGUGAGGAGAUCGAAGACGAACAAGAAUCAGAAGAGCAAUUGACACGAGGUAGAUCGGCUGGAGUACAAUCCAAAGUAGCUACCACAAGCAAACCUCUACAAUAUGUUAAUAUCAGACGUUCGAAGCCUACCACAACUGUACCUGAUACUGACGAUGCAUCAGGAUCCAGGAAUAAUGCUCUAUUUGAACGCGUGGAGCCUUAUGUAUCUGUGUCAGAAGCAGUCAACUCACUGGACAUCGCCAGUGCUAGGAGAGAGAAUAUUCCCGAAUACGUGACAAUUAGACGAAGUCGCCCUACCACCGAAUCAACUACUGCGCAAUAUCAGAAUUCGGAAACCGAAGUUGAAUCUCAGGAAUCUGCUUUAGAAAGAGAAAUAACUUCUUCAUCUCUGCAACCACAGUACACUUCAGUAUUGAGAAUUCGUUCAACCACACUUCCUCCUCUUGAGGAGCCAAGCAGCCCUGAACCUACUACGGUCCUUGCUGUUCAAAUCUCAUCUUUGUUAAAUUCUCCAACUGCUGCGGAAGUACCUUCAUCUGAGCCUUUGUCAUCCAUAUCUAUUACAACACAAGAAAUUGAAGUCCCUACAACAACCGCCACAAGUCCUACUACAACCACCCUGCCGACAACACCAUCUGCCAUUACGACAACUGAAACCCCUUCAACUACUACCUCACGUCGUGGUUUAAGACGUCGUGGGUCUACGACAGCCUCAACUACAACACCAUCAUCUCCAACUUCAACCACUCAGGUCCCACGGACAAACUUCCUCCGUCGCACCAGGCCCACGACGGUGCCCAUCACCACUGACUCUAAUACAGCAUCACCGGACAACGUCGAAACAACCACCAGCAAAUACACAAGGCGCGGCAACUCCAGGUUCAAGUCACGAAAUGAUGCCGCCGAAAAUGUACCGCAAAUCGAGAAAACGCGGGAAACCAACGACACUGACGUACGAACACGGCGGCCAUUUUCCAACAGUGACCGACCGACGCCGCGCAAUUUUGCCGCGCGAAGACGCUUUGGUGGGGCGAACUGUGAGUCCGGUUUUAUUUGCAACGCAACCAGCUACACCACUUUCAAAUGCUGCAUGCCUUUUUAGCUUUUAACGCGUAGU